Messenger RNA from Echinococcus granulosus, 6000 nucleotides. RefSeq lists its product as hypothetical. The transcript is spliced from 21 exons. Lineage: Eukaryota; Metazoa; Platyhelminthes; Cestoda; Cyclophyllidea; Taeniidae. The record is from RefSeq and is a predicted model, not a curated record. Bases 1 to 6000 code for a protein of 1999 amino acids.
AUGGUCGGUGGCGCGACUCCUCUAUAUUACCCAAAUUCCUGUGAAAUCAACCACAUAAAAGCCUCAGAGAUCCUAAAAAGACGCCAAAUUAGGAUCGUUCAGGUUCGUCGUUUGUCGAAGAUCCAUUCCGCAGUAGCUAGAAACAUGUAUCAGAGAAAGAAAUUGGAGCAUCUAGAUUGUGAAAAUCGACGUCUACAGAGACAGCAGAUGCUUGAAGACUUUGCAUUACUCCAAAGUAAACAAAGUGCACUUAAUAACAUUAUGGAUAGCUUUGGAUAUGGCCACAGGAUUGCCUCUUCUUGGAAGGAUCCAAUGAUUGAGGAGCAGAAACGACUCUCUACCAUGAGGGUCGUUGCGAAAAAGCGUUUUGAUGAGGCGUAUACGGACUUGUUGGUGACUCGGGCACGGUCAUUACGAGAGGCAGAGAUGCGGCAUCACUUCCGUGAGACCGCCCGAGCGGCCGAGCAAGCAAGAGCGGCGGCCGUCGCGGCCCUCCCACCGCCUUCAUGUGACCCUCUUGACCCUCAUCUUAAUCCGAAUGGUGAUGCCUGCACCCGUUGCUUAAGUGAGGUCCACAAGGAGUGCCACUUGGUAGUGGAUGCGAACCGGGUGCCACUGGGGUCUGGAAACUGGGGAAGAGAAAGGGCAAAGAAAUCAGAGAAGAGAAGUGGAUUGCUGGGCGGGGGAGUGAUGGCUGGGGAGGCCCAGUGCGGAUUGAAUGUUUGCCACUUAGACUCGAGCUGUGCGACUGGAGCUGCGAAUGACGAUGCAUUCACCACCGCAGCAGCCGAGAACGCCCGCGCCGAUCUCGCCCACCGACGCACUCUCCGUCUUGCCACCGAGGCUGCGCUCAAGUCGCGUAUCCGAGCACAACUUGCUCUCAAACGAACCCAUGCAAUGCAGGAGUAUGAGCUGUUGACGCAACAUCCGGACCCUGUUCCUGUAGGCGGAUUGAGGAUUGAUCAAAGCAUUCAUAUCCACGAUGGAUCAUCAUUCGUGGAGCGGCCACUACCAAGCUCAUCUGAUGAAAAACCUAUACCAGAUACCCAAUGCACUACCCUUAUGCAUCCGAGCCCAGACCUCUCGGGCCUGGGACCUGGUGAGCGCGCCGGUUUGCCACCCCUGGCACUCUCUCCCCGCCAGAGCCUCAUCGCCCAGCCUCUUCUUUCGCCGCACCCCGCCUCUGAUAGCUCACAGACACUGAUCUUUCGCAAAAGGUCUCUCAUUCUUCCCCUCUCUAUCGCGACUAUCCGUCCCAAUCCCCACACUUUAAUGGCAAAGAUUUUCUGCCCUAGUGACUCUUCGGAGGCGACAGGCCUGGACUCGACAGGAACAAAUGCACUGAAUGCGUUUAAACCUCUGGAAGUUCAUUUCAACGUCAACAAAGUUCCAGAUUUAGAAUCUUACUGCGUCUCCGGAGUAAAUAAUAUUCUAUCAUCUACCGAAUUGAGUGAAAUUACUUCGUUUGACCGCAUAAAGAUGCAACUGGACUCCGAAGUCGAAAAUAUAGAUAAGGCGAUACGGGAGUUGCGCGAAACGUUUAAUAAGAGCAUUCUUUCUAGGCGGUCAGCACAGGGUAUUGAAGUGAAUUUAACGCGAAUCAGUCCACCAUCCACUUCUUCCGAUUCGGUGACAAUUCAUCCGCAGUCUCCUUUGGAGGUCAUCGACGUGCAACCUGGGACGACGACGAUGACGGGAGUGACACAAGAUAGAACACUAUACCGCACUGAGAACCGGCCCUCUGGUUUCAUCGACGGCAGGAUUGGUACGGAUAUGAGAGGAACAAAGUGUCAGAUGAUUUGUAACAAUUUUGAUGCAUUGAAGGAAAGCGUCGAAAGUGGACAUUAUACUUCACAUAUGCUGUCACUUGUGGAUGUGCGAUCGAACGAAAAGGGUAAAGAGAAGCAGUCACCGAGUCCUACGGCGCCAAUAAUUAUUUCCCCUUCUCCCGUUCCUCUUCUAAUCACGGAAACAGGCGCGUUUACGUUAGCAAAGUCGGGCACUGGGGCUAAGCCUUUCGCUGUAGUGGAGUCACUGCGAAGGCGUGCACGGGAGUUGAUUUUGCGGCAAACGGAAUGCAUCCGUGCCAGUAAUGCGGAAAACCAUGCCUCUGCCUGUGAAACGCCUGGGCAACUACCCCAUUGCUUCAUCAGUUUGGCUCAUGGGGAUGAUGCAGAUCUCCAAAGUCUCUCAUUACCGGCUAAAACCCCAAUCUUCAGUCCUGUAAAGCACUCCUCCAUUAAACUCCUGCCGUUCCUGGGCGCAGCCGAUGAUGAGUCCCGCCUCCGACUUAUUCCCAAGUCUGCAAAGGCUCUCUCCCCUAAGUCAAAUAUUGCUAUCGACGCCAAGCAGCUACGCCAUGCCGUCCUCCUCUACCUCCACGCCCCUUUUAAGGAAGCAGGAGAUGAUGACGUGGAUUUGUUUACGGGGACAAUUGGGGAUUUCGUGGUAAGGAAGAAGGAACUUCUUCGACAUUAUCUCAAGCAAUUGUUAGAAACCUACCGCAUGAAGUCUGAGAUUUCGACAUUGCACUGCAGUGGGACUUAUUUAUCACCAACAUCUACCUCACAAAUCCGCCUGAUUAACAACGUUGUCUCCAAAUCUACUGAUCGAAUAUCACCUGUUUGUCCUAAUCAGUAUAAUAACAAUUUCAAGCCUCGGAAUACACUCCCUUCCGAUGAGACCUUAGGUCCCAACCCCCCCAAACCUUUGGAAAGAGAUGUUUUUAGUCGUCAAAGCCCCCCAUGCUCUGACUCUGACUUAUUGCAGGGGUGUUUCAAACGCCGCUUUUGUGAACAAAAUGAGAUUUUGAAGCCUAUUAACCAUUCCGUACAUAGCUCCGCCUCCACUCCCCAUGCGAAAGAACAUUCUGUCAGUCACUUGAAUAGAAAUGACUCAGGAGAUGCUUUGUCAUCUACUUUUUUCCCACGUUUUGUCACCUCUUCAAGUUCUGCCUUAGAAAUAUCGUGCGAUAGCUCCUCUGGUCGUCCAUUAAAUCAAUUCAGUGUACUUUCCUGUCAAACCCUACCGAUCUCUUUAACGAGUACUGACACAGAAAAAAACUUCAAGUCAUCGGCUUCAAUGAGGCAGAAAUUCACCAUCACUGAAUCGGCCUCAGGCACACUUGGGACACAUCGUCAAAGCUCGCCUGUGAAUCAUCUUCCUAGUCAGUCUGGAUUCAUUCGUCUCCAAGCUCCAGAAGCUGCAAAGGAAUAUAUUGUUUAUGACAGUUCACCAUUGCAUCAAGAGGGCAAGACUGACUCCAUAAAAACAUAUUUGGGUGCUGAUUUACUACAAGUUCCAGUACAGAACCAGUUAGCCAACAAAACUAGAAUAAAAUACAGCCUUCAAUCCAUCGCCACCGGCUUAGAAGAUAAGAUGAACUCCCAGAUAAUUUCCAACGCCUCGAUACCGACAGACAGUACUCCAAAUUCUUCCAGCCGUCCUUCGAACCAAUUUAGUUGUUUGUCAUCUCAAUCGCCUUGUUUUCCGGCUGAAGUACCUUUUGUUUCGGAACUAGAGGCUUCACAGGAGCCCAUUCCGUAUAAGCCAGUAGCUCCGUCUGUAACGUCAGGUGGAAGUGCGACUACUACUUUGCAUGCCCUCCGAAGUGGUCUCUCCAUUGGCUCUGGAAACGAGUUCAAAGAAUCGCAUGUACAACCGUCGGGUGACGUCUCAGUCGGAACGCUGAAUAUUGUGAAGGGUGAACGACAUACUUCCGCUAGCACGCUUGCUCGUCUUCGCGGCGACGUCAUGGCAGACGAGUCCUCUUCCCCCCUCUCCAGUGAUCUCUCUUCUAUCAUAACUACCAACAACAACGCUUCACCCCUUCGUCAGUCGAAUGAUCUAAUGAAUGGGGAGAAAGAGCCACCACCAGGGGGUGUCAUUCAUCAGACUCGUCGUUUCUCCUAUUCUCCUCUGGUCCCAAGUGAAACUCCUCUCAUUUCCAUUAGACUUGAACCUCCUUCAACGAACAAUGUUCUCGAGGAGUCGGAGACAGUAGUACAGACACUACUAUCGGCAGAUCAAAAGGAAGAGCACGAUGUCGCCGCAGCAUCUGCUUUUGCAAUGCUACCUGCUGUGAAGGUAGACACGAGAAAAUCAGCUUUCAGUGGGUUGAUUAGUUCCGAAGAAAGAAGUAAUAUUGUAUCUUCCAGAAUAUCAGUCGGUUCUAAAUCGAUUGAUGUAAAGGCGUCUAGUAUGAUGUCGGACACUGUGAAAGUGGGCAGCAUGAAGUCAGCUGCCCCAGAGGCGGAUACUAGGGGGGCAAACAAUGCAAAAGCAAUCGUCUUGGAAUCAGUUGACGCAAAAGUCGGCAGCAAGGAGGUUGGUAACGCGGAAACAACUAGUGCUAAGUCAGUCGGUGCAAAUACGGUUUCUGGAGAUGCGGUUGGGAGGAAAGCAAGCGAAGCAAAGGUUAUCCUCCAGAAACUGGCCGAUGAAAGACCAAUUGCAAUGAAGCCAGCUAUCAUGGGACCGGAGGGUGUGGAAGCCAAUGGCGGGGGCGCAGGCGCUAUAGCAUUGGUCAGUGGGAAAACAGCCGAUGCGAGAGGAGCUGAUGCAAAACCAAUAGGUGUAAAGAUAACUGAUGAGGCACCCACUUAUGUGAAAUACGUUGGUUUAAAAUCACUCGGCGGGGAAGUAUUUGUUAUGCCUUCAGCUGGUGCAACGACUGCACCUGCCAUUGAAUUAACCAGUACAAAGAAGGCGAAUGCGAAGGUAGCCACAGGAGAGUCUUUCAUUCCGAAAAGUAGUGCCACGAAGUCAGCUUCUGUACUAUCAGUUGGCGUUAGAUCGGGUUUUGUGGAAUCACCUUCUGCUGAGGCAAGCGGCACGGAAGCAAAACAUUCGGGGCCGACUAGUGUGAAACUGUUUAUAGCCAAAUCAAUCAACAGGGAGUCACUGGCUGCUGUUUCAGUCACUGCGACGAAUGUUGGUGAAAAGGGACUUCUCACUGAAUCUAUCACUGCCAACGUAAAGAGUGCUUCUAUUGCAAAUUUGACUGAUUUGGAAGCAGCUGAGAUGCAAGCAUUCAGCAUAAAGGCGUCUGCUCUUGAAACGUCUGAUCAAAAUGGAAUUCCUUUUGAACCUGCUGCCGCAAGAAUAAGCGUUGCGAAAUCAAAUUCACCUGAGCCCUAUAUGACAGAGUUAGCAAGACCGAAAGUGAGCGGUCCUAGUUUACUUGCUGCGGAUUCAGGCAGCACGAGAUUAGCCAGUGCGGAAACAACAGAUAUUGAGCAAAAUCUUGACUCUCCACUCUCACAUCAGCCAGACGGGACUGUCAUUUACGCCGUGGCUACUCCCCGUGAUCUCCCCGCCUACCUAACUGCCGACACUGCUGCUACCAUAGCCAGAAUGCGGAAGGUGCAGGAGGAAUUAGAGCGAAAAGGAUCUAAUUCACUUCCAAAUCCGAGAACAAGACUCCUGGCGGGUCUACAGGAGGAAUUAUCCGUACCUCCUGAUGAUCUAUCCUCGACACGAAGCUUUAUUCGUAAGGAGUCGUCAAUCACCUUCCAAGUAACGCUUCCCUCUCUUACUCGCGAUCAGAGUGAACGCAAAGAAGCUAGAUUUAUUGAAAUGCUGAACGAGCUGAAUGUUAGCUUAUUCAAAAAUGGCAGAAGAUACUGCAGUGCGACUAUGGUUAAAAUUUAUUCUGAAGCUCCGCGGUUAUUGGUCAGAGAAAAGGGACUGAACCUUCGGGAUCGAGAUCACCUGCCACUGCUGCAAGCAGACGGGCGAAGACUUCACUUUCCACGAGAAAGCGAAAGUGCAGCUCGCGGCCCCGCAAACGCUCGGAGUAGACCCGCCGUGAGUGGUGAAAUAUUAUCAGCCAAUUUUCCGUUCGGGCGUUUUUAUCUGCGGAAACCGGGUUCGAAGCAGUGUAGUGACAGCAAGGGGACCUCUCAUCAAAACUUCGCAAACCCCAUUGUCCAUAAGAAAUCCUCGAGGCAACGCACCAAAAAGCCUUCACGAGUAAACCCCCCACCUCGCAGCACCUGA